Neltuma alba is the source of this 2001-nucleotide messenger RNA. Its product is annotated as UDP-glycosyltransferase 87A1-like. The coding region runs from base 8 to 1381 and encodes 457 amino acids. The record is from RefSeq and is a predicted model, not a curated record. The transcript is spliced from 2 exons. NCBI's taxonomy places the organism in Eukaryota, Viridiplantae, Streptophyta, Magnoliopsida, Fabales, Fabaceae. Gene Ontology annotation, molecular function: quercetin 7-O-glucosyltransferase activity; quercetin 3-O-glucosyltransferase activity.
UUCAGCUAUGGCGUGCCACGUGCUGGCGGUGCCAUAUCCAGGAAGAGGACAUGUCAAUCCGAUGAUGAAUCUCUGCAAAAUUCUAGCUUCUCUAAGGGCACCUAAUGAGCAAGAGAUUCUUAUAACCUUUGUUGUCACAGAAGAGUGGCAAGGCUUAAUCGGCUCCGAUCAAACUAGGCUCAACAGCAUAACGAUCUCUACAAUUCCCAACGUACUCCCGUCAGAGCUAGUCCGUGGGUCCGACUUCCCUGGGUUUUAUGAGGCUGUGAUGACAAAAAUGGAAGCUCCCUUCGAAGUUCUGCUUCAAGAUCUUCAGACGCACGUGACAAUUAUUAUAGCUGAUGCCGAGCUCCAGUGGGCUGUUCCUCUUGCGAAUCGAUGGAAUAUUCCGGUGGCUACUCUAUGGACCAAUUCCGCAUCGGUGUUUUCCAUGUUCCUCCACUUUCAUCUCCUUCGCCAAAAUGAGCAUCUGGGAAUUAAUUUUUCAGAGCAUGGAGAAGAACGCGUGGAGAAUAUCCCUGGAGUUUCUUCAACAAGAAUAUCAGAUUUACCCACUAUUUUCCACGGAAAUGACAACAAAGUAUUGCAGCUUGCCUUGCAAUGCAUAUCAAGAGUCAAGCAAGCGCAGUAUCUCCUUAUCAAUUCCAUCUACUGCCUCGAACCCCAAGCCAUAGAUAUUCUUAAAAGCAUAUAUUCUUUGCCGGUCUACUCCAUCGGCCCUGCAAUCCCAUUCUUUGACAUGAAUAACAACCAUGACACAGAUGGCCAGAACCCCAACUACAUAGAAUGGCUCAAUUCUCAACCAAGAGGCUCUGUUCUGUACAUAUCUUUAGGGAGUUUUCUCUCUGUUUCAAGACAGCAGGUGGAUGAACUCGUCGCUGGUGUACGUGAAAGUGGUGUGAGAUUCUUGUGGGUGGCUCGCGGAGACAACUGGAAGCAAGAUUUUGGAGCAAGAGGGCUUGUUGUGUCUUGGUGCGAACAAUUGAAGGUUCUGUGCCAUCCUUCUGUGGGGGGAUUUUUGUCCCAUUGUGGCUGGAACUCAGUUUUAGAGGCGACUUUCGCUGGUGUUCCUAUUCUUACUUUCCCGAUAUUCUUUGAUCAGACUCCAAACAGUAAGCAAAUUGUAGAGGAUUGGAAAGUUGGAUGGCGGGGAAGAGAACGCACAGGAGUUGAUAAUGUUGUGACGAGAGAGGAAAUAUCAGUGCUUAUAGGGAGAUUUAUGAAUUCUGAAAGUACGGAAUGUGAUGAGCUGAGGAGAAAAGCAAAACAAGUUCAAGAGGUUUGUAGAAGAGCAUUUGCAGAAGGGGGAACAUCCGUAAAUGAUCUCAACGCAUUUAUUAAGGAUGUUUUACACAGCAAAGAUAUUUAUUGCAGAGACUAGUCAAUUCAAAGAACUCUCUCUGUUGACGAGUCAAUGGAAGCAAACAGAACAUGUAAUGAGAUUCUGUGAUAAAUGCAUUCAUGGUAUAAGCAUGUUUGAUACUCUUGAUCUUGAAUUAGGAUUCUUAGAAGCCAUUAGGAAAAUCCCUGAAAAAGAUUCCUCCCCAGGCCCGGUGGAAGCGGAUAAUGUUCCGUGGAAGAAAAGAAUCAUACAAUUCUAUCCUCAUUUGGCACAUAUUAUGACCGAUUGGUGCUCGUUUUUAAGGCCUUGUUCUCACUCCAUCGAUCAACAAACGCUCGCGUCGUUGAAGGCGCCUGGUAGACACAGCUGGUAGGGCGAUGGCGAGGAGGAUGGAUCAAGGGACAGCCCGGUUAAAAGCUUUCUUUUGAGUUUUGAACCAUUCAUGUGUAAAAUUCUGCAUGUUAGUGUUGGGAACCAAAAGCCUUCAUCAUUUUACCGUUAGUAUAUUUGCUCAUUUAAACUCUCUGGUUGUUAUGAUAAUCGUUCUUGAAGCAGAGAACAACUGAUUGUGGUAUCAAGUUAUUUUCUUUUUUUCUGGUUUAAUAAUUUUUUGAAUAAUCAUCAAUGAUCUAUUGGGAAUGGAAAGUGAUUGUAUGUUA